AUGAGGAAAAACUUCAUUACUGUGAGAGUGACAGCACUAGAAGAGGCUAUCCAGAGAGGUGCCUUCCUGAGCCUGGUGAACGGCAACAACCGCUGUGAAGGUCGUGUAGAGAUUUACACCAACGGGAGCUGGGGCACCGUCUGUGAUGACAGCUGGGACCUGAGCGAUGCCCAGGUCGUCUGCAGGCAGCUGGGCUGUGGCUCUGCUCUUUCUGCACCCUCUAAUGCCUACUUUGGACAAGGCUCUGGCAACAUCUACCUGGACGAUGUGCAAUGCACGGGCAGUGAGUCCUCCCUCUUCCAGUGCAGGAACAAUGGCUGGGGCGUCCACAACUGUGGCCACGGUGAAGAUGCUGGAGUUGUGUGCUCAGGUGCCUUCCUGAGCCUGGUGAACGGCAACAACCGCUGUGAAGGUCGUGUAGAGAUUUACACCAACGGGAGCUGGGGCACCGUCUGUGAUGACAGCUGGGACCUGAGCGAUGCCCAGGUCGUCUGCAGGCAGCUGGGCUGUGGCUCUGCUCUUUCUGCACCCUCUAAUGCCUACUUUGGACAAGGCUCUGGCAACAUCUACCUGGACGAUGUGCAAUGCACGGGCAGUGAGUCCUCCCUCUUCCAGUGCAGGAACAACGGCUGGGGCGUCCACAACUGUGGCCACGGUGAAGAUGCUGGAGUUGUGUGCUCAGGUGCCUUCCUGAGCCUGGUGAACGGCAACAACCGCUGUGAAGGUCGUGUAGAGAUUUACACCAACGGGAGCUGGGGCACCGUCUGUGAUGACAGCUGGGACCUGAGCGAUGCCCAGGUCGUCUGCAGGCAGCUGGGCUGUGGCUCUGCUCUUUCUGCACCCUCUAAUGCCUACUUUGGACAAGGCUCUGGCAACAUCUACCUGGACGAUGUGCAAUGCACGGGCAGUGAGUCCUCCCUCUUCCAGUGCAGGAACAACGGCUGGGGCGUCCACAACUGUGGCCACGGUGAAGAUGCUGGAGUUGUGUGCUCAGGUGCCUUCCUGAGCCUGGUGAACGGCAACAACCGCUGUGAAGGUCGUGUAGAGAUUUACACCAACGGGAGCUGGGGCACCGUCUGUGAUGACAGCUGGGACCUGAGCGAUGCCCAGGUCGUCUGCAGGCAGCUGGGCUGUGGCUCUGCUCUUUCUGCACCCUCUAAUGCCUACUUUGGACAAGGCUCUGGCAACAUCUACCUGGACGAUGUGCAAUGCACGGGCAGUGAGUCCUCCCUCUUCCAGUGCAGGAACAACGGCUGGGGCGUCCACAACUGUGGCCACGGUGAAGAUGCUGGAGUUGUGUGCUCAGGUACCGUUGCUUGUGCCUUCCUGAGCCUGGUGAACGGCAACAACCGCUGUGAAGGUCGUGUAGAGAUUUACACCAACGGGAGCUGGGGCACCGUCUGUGAUGACAGCUGGGACCUGAGCGAUGCCCAGGUCGUCUGCAGGCAGCUGGGCUGUGGCUCUGCUCUUUCUGCACCCUCUAAUGCCUACUUUGGACAAGGCUCUGGCAACAUCUACCUGGACGAUGUGCAAUGCACGGGCAGUGAGUCCUCCCUCUUCCAGUGCAGGAACAACGGCUGGGGCGUCCACAACUGUGGCCACGGUGAAGAUGCUGGAGUUGUGUGCUCAGGUACCGUUGCUUGUGCCUUCCUGAGCCUGGUGAACGGCAACAACCGCUGUGAAGGUCGUGUAGAGAUUUACACCAACGGGAGCUGGGGCACCGUCUGUGAUGACAGCUGGGACCUGAGCGAUGCCCAGGUCGUCUGCAGGCAGCUGGGCUGUGGCUCUGCUCUUUCUGCACCCUCUAAUGCCUACUUUGGACAAGGCUCUGGCAACAUCUACCUGGACGAUGUGCAAUGCACGGGCAGUGAGUCCUCCCUCUUCCAGUGCAGGAACAACGGCUGGGGCGUCCACAACUGUGGCCACGGUGAAGAUGCUGGAGUUGUGUGCUCAGGUACCGUUGCUUGUGCCUGUGCCUUCCUGAGCCUGGUGAACGGCAACAACCGCUGUGAAGGUCGUGUAGAGAUUUACACCAACGGGAGCUGGGGCACCGUCUGUGAUGACAGCUGGGACCUGAGCGAUGCCCAGGUCGUCUGCAGGCAGCUGGGCUGUGGCUCUGCUCUUUCUGCACCCUCUAAUGCCUACUUUGGACAAGGCUCUGGCAACAUCUACCUGGACGAUGUGCAAUGCACGGGCAGUGAGUCCUCCCUCUUCCAGUGCAGGAACAACGGCUGGGGCGUCCACAACUGUGGCCACGGUGAAGAUGCUGGAGUUGUGUGCUCAGGUGCCUUCCUGAGCCUGGUGAACGGCAACAACCGCUGUGAAGGUCGUGUAGAGAUUUACACCAACGGGAGCUGGGGCACCGUCUGUGAUGACAGCUGGGACCUGAGCGAUGCCCAGGUCGUCUGCAGGCAGCUGGGCUGUGGCUCUGCUCUUUCUGCACCCUCUAAUGCCUACUUUGGACAAGGCUCUGGCAACAUCUACCUGGACGAUGUGCAAUGCACGGGCAGUGAGUCCUCCCUCUUCCAGUGCAGGAACAACGGCUGGGGCGUCCACAACUGUGGCCACGGUGAAGAUGCUGGAGUUGUGUGCUCAGGUACCGUUGCUUGUGCCUGUGCCUUCCUGAGCCUGGUGAACGGCAACAACCGCUGUGAAGGUCGUGUAGAGAUUUACACCAACGGGAGCUGGGGCACCGUCUGUGAUGACAGCUGGGACCUGAGCGAUGCCCAGGUCGUCUGCAGGCAGCUGGGCUGUGGCUCUGCUCUUUCUGCACCCUCUAAUGCCUACUUUGGACAAGGCUCUGGCAACAUCUACCUGGACGAUGUGCAAUGCACGGGCAGUGAGUCCUCCCUCUUCCAGUGCAGGAACAACGGCUGGGGCGUCCACAACUGUGGCCACGGUGAAGAUGCUGGAGUUGUGUGCUCAGGUACCGUUGCUUGUGCCUUCCUGAGCCUGGUGAACGGCAACAACCGCUGUGAAGGUCGUGUAGAGAUUUACACCAACGGGAGCUGGGGCACCGUCUGUGAUGACAGCUGGGACCUGAGCGAUGCCCAGGUCGUCUGCAGGCAGCUGGGCUGUGGCUCUGCUCUUUCUGCACCCUCUAAUGCCUACUUUGGACAAGGCUCUGGCAACAUCUACCUGGACGAUGUGCAAUGCACGGGCAGUGAGUCCUCCCUCUUCCAGUGCAGGAACAACGGCUGGGGCGUCCACAACUGUGGCCACGGUGAAGAUGCUGGAGUUGUGUGCUCAGGUACCAUAACCUCCAGAGGUGCCUUCCUGAGCCUGGUGAACGGCAACAACCGCUGUGAAGGUCGUGUAGAGAUUUACACCAACGGGAGCUGGGGCACCGUCUGUGAUGACAGCUGGGACCUGAGCGAUGCCCAGGUCGUCUGCAGGCAGCUGGGCUGUGGCUCUGCUCUUUCUGCACCCUCUAAUGCCUACUUUGGACAAGGCUCUGGCAACAUCUACCUGGACGAUGUGCAAUGCACGGGCAGUGAGUCCUCCCUCUUCCAGUGCAGGAACAACGGCUGGGGCGUCCACAACUGUGGCCACGGUGAAGAUGCUGGAGUUGUGUGCUCAGGUACCGUUGCUUGUGCCUUCCUGAGCCUGGUGAACGGCAACAACCGCUGUGAAGGUCGUGUAGAGAUUUACACCAACGGGAGCUGGGGCACCGUCUGUGAUGACAGCUGGGACCUGAGCGAUGCCCAGGUCGUCUGCAGGCAGCUGGGCUGUGGCUCUGCUCUUUCUGCACCCUCUAAUGCCUACUUUGGACAAGGCUCUGGCAACAUCUACCUGGACGAUGUGCAAUGCACGGGCAGUGAGUCCUCCCUCUUCCAGUGCAGGAACAACGGCUGGGGCGUCCACAACUGUGGCCACGGUGAAGAUGCUGGAGUUGUGUGCUCAGGUACCGUUGCUUGUGCCUUCCUGAGCCUGGUGAACGGCAACAACCGCUGUGAAGGUCGUGUAGAGAUUUACACCAACGGGAGCUGGGGCACCGUCUGUGAUGACAGCUGGGACCUGAGCGAUGCCCAGGUCGUCUGCAGGCAGCUGGGCUGUGGCUCUGCUCUUUCUGCACCCUCUAAUGCCUACUUUGGACAAGGCUCUGGCAACAUCUACCUGGACGAUGUGCAAUGCACGGGCAGUGAGUCCUCCCUCUUCCAGUGCAGGAACAACGGCUGGGGCGUCCACAACUGUGGCCACGGUGAAGAUGCUGGAGUUGUGUGCUCAGGUACCGUUGCUUGUGCCUUCCUGAGCCUGGUGAACGGCAACAACCGCUGUGAAGGUCGUGUAGAGAUUUACACCAACGGGAGCUGGGGCACCGUCUGUGAUGACAGCUGGGACCUGAGCGAUGCCCAGGUCGUCUGCAGGCAGCUGGGCUGUGGCUCUGCUCUUUCUGCACCCUCUAAUGCCUACUUUGGACAAGGCUCUGGCAACAUCUACCUGGACGAUGUGCAAUGCACGGGCAGUGAGUCCUCCCUCUUCCAGUGCAGGAACAACGGCUGGGGCGUCCACAACUGUGGCCACGGUGAAGAUGCUGGAGUUGUGUGCUCAGGUACCGUUGCUUGUGCCUUCCUGAGCCUGGUGAACGGCAACAACCGCUGUGAAGGUCGUGUAGAGAUUUACACCAACGGGAGCUGGGGCACCGUCUGUGAUGACAGCUGGGACCUGAGCGAUGCCCAGGUCGUCUGCAGGCAGCUGGGCUGUGGCUCUGCUCUUUCUGCACCCUCUAAUGCCUACUUUGGACAAGGCUCUGGCAACAUCUACCUGGACGAUGUGCAAUGCACGGGCAGUGAGUCCUCCCUCUUCCAGUGCAGGAACAACGGCUGGGGCGUCCACAACUGUGGCCACGGUGAAGAUGCUGGAGUUGUGUGCUCAGGAGUACCAAGAACAGUGAACCGUCUCCUGCUGGUGAAUGGAAGGCACAGAUGUGAAGGUCGUGUUGAGAUCUACUACAGAGGCCAGCUGGGGACAGUCUGUGAUGAUUACUGGGACCUCUCUGCUGCCCAGGUUGUGUGCAGACAACUGAGAUGUGGCCCUGCCAUUGCAGCUCCAGGCAGUGCUUACUUUGGACAAGGCUCAGGCCCCAUCCUGCUGGACAACGUGAGGUGCAGGGGAGAUGAGAUCUCUUUGUCAGCCUGUAAUCACUCUGGCUGGAGGGUGCACAACUGUGCCCACUAUGAAGAUGCUGGAGUUGUCUGUUCAGGCUGGCCAGAGCCUCAUCCAGUGCGGCUCUCCGGCGGGAGGCACGGCUGCGAGGGACGCGUGGAGCUGAGCGACGGCCGCAGCUGGGGCACGGUGUGCGACGACUCCUGGGACCUGCGGGACGCCCAGGUGGUGUGCCGGCAGCUGGGCUGCGGCCGGGCCCUGGCCGCACCAGGCAGCGCUCGCUUCGACCUCGGCUCCGGCCGCAUCUUGCUGGACGACGUGGAGUGCGGCGGGGACGAGCGCUCCCUGCAGCUGUGCCGGCACGGCGGCUGGGGCGUGCACAACUGCGGCCACCAUGAGGACGCCAGCGUCGUCUGUGCAGAGCUGAGACAGAGCAGUGUCUUUGGGGGGCUGUGCUGCCUGGUGCUGAAGCCGGUGCCAUGCAAGGGCCUCGUCACACUGGGGGCACAGCAGCCUCUCCACGCUCACAGGUGUAGGUGCUUGCUCCAGCGGGCACCACCACCUGGCCAUCCUCGACAGGUAACUCCGGCCCCCCUGAGCCAUUCCUGGCCUCGCAGCAGCCGUGCAGGCUCCCCGGCUGCCACCCGGGCAGUGCAGGGGGCCAGGCUGCAGGGGCCCUCACCCCGAGCCUGCUGCCUCACCCCAGGCGGCCGCCUGCGGCUCUCCGGCGGGAGGCACGGCUGCGAGGGACGCGUGGAGCUGAGCGACGGCCGCAGCUGGGGCACGGUGUGCGACGACUCCUGGGACCUGCGGGACGCCCAGGUGGUGUGCCGGCAGCUGGGCUGCGGCCGGGCCCUGGCCGCACCAGGCAGCGCUCGCUUCGACCUCGGCUCCGGCCGCAUCUUGCUGGACGACGUGGAGUGCGGCGGGGACGAGCGCUCCCUGCAGCUGUGCCGGCACGGCGGCUGGGGCGUGCACAACUGCGGCCACCAUGAGGACGCCAGCGUCGUCUGUGCAGGCGGCCGCCUGCGGCUCUCCGGCGGGAGGCACGGCUGCGAGGGACGUGUGGAGCUGAGCGACGGCCGCAGCUGGGGCACGGUGUGCGACGACUCCUGGGACCUGCGGGACGCCCAGGUGGUGUGCCGGCAGCUGGGCUGCGGCCGGGCCCUGGCCGCACCAGGCAGCGCUCGCUUCGGCCUCGGCUCCGGCCGCAUCUUGCUGGACGACGUGGAGUGCGGCGGGGACGAGCGCUCCCUGCAGCUGUGCCGGCACGGCGGCUGGGGCGUGCACAACUGCGGCCACCAUGAGGACGCCAGCGUCGUCUGUGCAGAGCUGAGACAGAGCAGUGUCUUUGGGGGGCUGUGCUGCCUGGUGCUGAAGCCGGUGCCAUGCAAGGGCCUCGUCACACUGGGGGCACAGCAGCCUCUCCACGCUCACAGGUGUAGGUGCUUGCUCCAGCGGGCACCACCACCUGGCCAUCCUCGACAGGUAACUCCGGCCCCCCUGAGCCAUUCCUGGCCUCGCAGCAGCCGUGCAGGCUCCCCGGCUGCCACCCGGGCAGUGCAGGGGGCCAGGCUGCAGGGGCCCUCACCCCGAGCCUGCUGCCUCACCCCAGGCGGCCGCCUGCGGCUCUCCGGCGGGAGGCACGGCUGCGAGGGACGCGUGGAGCUGAGCGACGGCCGCAGCUGGGGCACGGUGUGCGACGACUCCUGGGACCUGCGGGACGCCCAGGUGGUGUGCCGGCAGCUGGGCUGCGGCCGGGCCCUGGCCGCACCAGGCAGCGCUCGCUUCGACCUCGGCUCCGGCCGCAUCUUGCUGGACGACGUGGAGUGCGGCGGGGACGAGCGCUCCCUGCAGCUGUGCCGGCACGGCGGCUGGGGCGUGCACAACUGCGGCCACCAUGAGGACGCCAGCGUCGUCUGUGCAGGCGGCCGCCUGCGGCUCUCCGGCGGGAGGCACGGCUGCGAGGGACGUGUGGAGCUGAGCGACGGCCGCAGCUGGGGCACGGUGUGCGACGACUCCUGGGACCUGCGGGACGCCCAGGUGGUGUGCCGGCAGCUGGGCUGCGGCCGGGCCCUGGCCGCACCAGGCAGCGCUCGCUUCGGCCUCGGCUCCGGCCGCAUCUUGCUGGACGACGUGGAGUGCGGCGGGGACGAGCGCUCCCUGCAGCUGUGCCGGCACGGCGGCUGGGGCAUGCACAACUGCGGCCACCAUGAGGACGCCAGCGUCGUCUGUGCAGCACCUUAUUUUUGUGGUGGCUCAAUCUCAAAUUCCUCUGGGAUGCUGCAGAGUCCCUCCUACCCUGGAAGCUAUCCAAACAAUGCUGACUGCGUGUGGGAAAUAAAAGUAGAGAACAAUUUCCGUGUCAUGCUCACCUUUAGAGACAUUGCACUGCAAGGUGGCAGCUGCCAGCAUGACUAUGUUGAACUCUAUGAUGGGCCCCUACACUCAUCCCCACUCCUUGGGAGACUUUGCUCUGGUUCCUUCCCCACCUACACAUCCUCUUCAAACAUGAUGGCCAUUCUCUUUCACAGUGAUUCUACACACACCUUCAGAGGCUUUCAGGCUCACUACUCCUCCAUCCCAGCAGAUCACAACACUACCCUUCUGUGCUUACCAGACUAUAUGCACGCAGUGGUGAGCAGGGACUAUCUCCAGUCUCAGGGUUACUCAGAGCAGAUGGUCACCCUGGAGGACAGCAGCUGCAGACCAACAGUCACCCCACGUGAGGUCAUAUUCAACAUCCCCUACACUGGCUGUGGGACCACACGAGAGGAGACCAACGACACAAUCAACUAUUCCAACAUGAUCAAAGUUACAUCUUCUGGCCACAUAAUCAGGAGGAAAAAGAGUAUUAACUUACACAUCAAUUGCAAAAUGCUCCAGAACACAUGGAUGCAAGUCAUGUAUGUGGCUGAGGAUACUGUGGAGGUGGAUGAGAGCCAGUUUGGAAGCUACGACAUGAACAUCACUUUUUAUGAUUCCUCAUCCUUCGUGCAGCAAGUGCAUGACUCUCCCUACUACAUUGACCUCAACCAGAACUUGUACCUCCAAGCUUAUCUUCACAACUCUGACCCAAAUCUGGUUGUGUUUGUGGACACCUGUGUGGCAUCACCUGAUCCUUAUGAUUUUAGCACUGUGGCCUAUGAUAUAGUCAGGGAUGGAUGUGCUAGAGAUCCUUCCUACACCACCUUCUAUUCCCCCCAGAGCCACUUUGCUCGCUUCAAAUUCAGCGCCUUCGAGUUCCUUAGCCGCCAUCCAUCAGUGUACCUGCAGUGCCAGCUGGCGGUGUGCCGGCGCUGGGACCUCUCCUCCCGCUGCUACCGGGGCUGUGUCAGCAGGGCCAGGAGAGACACAAGUUCUGCUGAGGGAAAAGUCAGUGUCAUGGUUGGACCACUUCAGCUUCAAGCAGGGGAUGCUCAGAGCAGGAAUGCUGGUAAAGACCAAUGA
Indicator indicator is the source of this 8556-nucleotide messenger RNA. It is a transcript of the gene DMBT1, whose product is annotated as deleted in malignant brain tumors 1. The transcript is spliced from 32 exons. The record is from RefSeq and is a predicted model, not a curated record. Gene Ontology annotation, cellular component: membrane. NCBI's taxonomy places the organism in Eukaryota, Metazoa, Chordata, Aves, Piciformes, Indicatoridae. The coding region runs from base 1 to 8556 and encodes 2851 amino acids.